UUCUGCAAGCUUAGGAAAGAUUUGAGUCAUCCAGACAACAUGGACGACUCGGCCCUGUUCAUGGAAUGGGCCAUGGACACGCUGGAGCAGGAGCACCCAGACCCAGUGGUGGUCGUCAACGGCGACUCCGGCGACGCAGCCUUCCCCUCGCUUCAGGCGCUCCGUGAACAGCGCCUUGUCUUGGAAGAGCUGAUUACGGGAGCCAACCCGGCAAACAGCGGGAGCUCCGGCGAAACUACAGACGGUAGCGGAGGUUCUGGCAAUUUCUCAUCCCCGGCGGCCAUGGAGCACGCCGUCUGGCCCCCGUCCCUGAACUCGGCCAGGUGCGCUCCAAGACUUUCCAGGAACGGUGGAGGCACCAACCUUCCGGUCACAAGCUGGAAUUUCUGCGCCGCUUCCGCGCUGCCGGCCAGUGACGGCACACUGGACAGCGGCAGCGCCGGGCCUGUCGUCUCGGAGACGGUGUACGGGUCGCAGCCCACGAGGAGGGCCGCCGCAAGGAGCCCCACUGGCACCGGGCCCGUGUCGUCGGUGCCGCCGUACGCGCAGGACCAUAUCAUGGCGGAGCGGAAGCGCCGGGAGAAGAUUAACCAGCGCUUCAUCGAGCUCUCCACCGUCAUCCCCGGCCUCAAGAAGAUGGACAAGGCGACGAUCCUUUCCGACACGACGAGGCACGUCAAGGAGCUGCAGGAGAAGAUCAAGGCCCUGGAGGCAGCCGCCGGACGCAGCAGCAGGAGCAACGAGACCGUGGUACUCGUCAAGAAGCCGUGCUACGCCGCCGUUGCAGACGAAAACGGCUCACCCUCGUCCGCGUCGUCGGGGGCGCCGGCAGCGGAGAAACCUCUGCCGGAGAUCGAGGUGCGGUUCUCGGAGACCGGCAUCAUGGUGAGGAUCCUCUGCCACGACGUCAAGGGGGUGGUGGUGAGGGUGCUGUCGGAGGUGGAGGAGGGGCUCCACCUCACCGUCACCCACGCCAAUGUCAUGCCGUUCACGGCCUGCACUGUCAUCAUAACCAUCACGGCCAAGGCAAGUUUUCCUUCCUUCAUUCCACAAUUCGGUCCAAUAUUGAUUUUUGUGAUUCACAGUAAGAAAUGAUGUAGAGGCGGGGGUAAUCCUCCUUUCGUAAAAGAAACAGCAAGGUAAAUGUUUUUAUUUUAUUUUGUGGGAGAGUAAGGUAAAUGAUACUAGCAAAUAUCUCUGCACGACAAAUGCUACUACAUAUUAAUAAAAGUCGAGUAAGAAUUUUCAUGUUUUUUUAUGAAAAAACUUUCAAUCUAUUCAUCAAAUAUCAUGACAGUACAAAGAACACAAGAGGCAAUAUAAAUUACAUCCAUGGACAUAGACCACAUAGCGACGACUACAAACACUGAAGUAAACCGAAGACGCGCCGUCAUCAUCGUCCCUUCCUCACCGGAGCCGGGUAAACCUUGUUGUACUAGAUAGUCUGAAAGUCGUCAUGCCAAGGCUCCAAAGGACCAACACACCAGAACAACAACAAUCGCCGAUGAAGAGAUGCGUAGAUCGGAAGAAUCCAACCUGUAGAACCGUUAGCGUGGACGAAGGAAGACUGGAUCCAAGCAGAUCCGCCGAAGACAAACACCAACAUAGAUCCACCGCAGAUACACCUGCACACGCCCUUCGACUAUGCUAGACGCACCGCCGAGAUGGGGGCUAGGCGGGGAGAAGCUUAUUCCAUCUUUAGGGCCGCUGCAUUGUCUUCCUGAGUAGGACACAAACCCUAAACAAACUAAAAAACACCUAAAAUAGAGCAGGAUCCCUCCCAACAGCAUGGGCUAUGAUCCACCGCGUCUCCAUGGCACUAAGGCCACGACAGACGAGGCAAAUCGGCGGUGGCACCUGUAGGAGGCAAGGAAACCCUAACAUGGGACUUGCUUAUGGAAGGAGCAAGAGAACGUCUGUCUGUGGUUUGGGUUAAGAAUUUUCAUGUUUAACCAUAUGAUCUAGCUCCUUCCAUUUAUCAAUGUGCCUAGACUGUAUUACCAUCUACUAAACAUAUAUUAGUUUCAUAAUGUGGUAUUCUGAAGAAUAUUAGUAAUUAUAAUUAAUUUGAAUAUACAGUCGCAGGGCACAAAAUUCCUACACACGCUCCUACAUGAAUCUCAACAUGUAGACACCAGACGGCCUAGAACUAGCAUUGACUUAUAUAUAAGACAAUCUCAAACGACUUAGAUUUAGCUAAACCAAAGCGAUUAACAUCUUGGACCAGAAAGAUAUUCGUGUCCUCGAGACAAUGUGAUUUCAAUGCUAGAAAGUUUUGCUGUCCAUGAAAACCUAUACCCAUUGUUGUACCAGUUGGAAUCGUCAAACAAAAUAAAAAUCUUAUAUGAUAUCGUCAUAGCUGCACUAUGAUGGCCUUAACUAAUGUUCCGUACAAAUACAUUAUUAUAUCCUGCAUUGUGAGGAAGCUUCUUAAUUUGCAAGACAUGGUCAACAUCUAUAGAAAAUAGCACAAACGUACUAUCAUAAAGCCUACAUAUAGAUCAUUAUUUAUUGAAUAAAAAUCUAGCUAAUCAUGCAUGUUCCACUGGAAAAAACCUAAUCAUGUUCGUUCACACGUAUAAUAUUCAUUAAAACAAGUAGGAAAACAUAGUGCCCCAUAUAAUGCAUGGAUUUCGGAUCAAUAGCUAGCUUGAUUUUGUCUUCAGGUGGAUGAGAGCUUCAUCGUUACAGCAGAGGACAUCGUAGGAAGACUCAACUCCGUAGUGGAACAGCAUAGCAGCUGCACUUCUGCCGAAGGAAAAUGAAACAAGAAACAUACAUGACAUGACUUCAUAUGUAUAGUACGGAACAUAUUAUAUUGUAUAAUUAUAUUUGGAAGUGGUGAGAGGGAGUA
Molecule: messenger RNA, 2854 nt
Organism: Triticum aestivum (bread wheat)
Lineage: Eukaryota; Viridiplantae; Streptophyta; Magnoliopsida; Poales; Poaceae
Product: transcription factor bHLH25
Exons: 3
Coding region: 40-1095 (351 amino acids)
Molecular function (GO): protein dimerization activity
Source: RefSeq, a predicted model, not a curated record